UGGCGUAGCAUCUAGUUCGUAAACACGCACAGCAGUAAUCCACUGCAAAGUCCGGUGCAAAGUCUGUGCAUCAGUGGGUGAUACACAGAAAUCUGUGCAUCACUUCGUGAUAUAAUUAAGGUGCCUAAAGUGGAUUUGCACCCAGAAGAACAACAGUCAACACGAGUCUCACCAUGGCAAGUUUAGCUGGAAAAGUAGCCCUCAUCACAGGUGCAAGUUCUGGAAUCGGCGCUGCCACUGCUAUAUUAUUUGCCAAACACGGAGUGAGGUUGUCACUGACAGGUCGAAACAUGGACAAUCUCAAUAAAACAAAGAAUGAUUGCUUGCAAGUCAACAAUAAGGACCAGCCUUUCCUUCUUACUGGAGAUCUUACAAAGGAGUCGGACGUCUGCAAUAUUAUGGAGAAAACUAUUGAGAAAUUUGGUCAGUUGGAUGUGUUAGUGAACAACGCUGGAAUGUUGCAAGUUGGUGGAAUAGAGCAAGUCAGCUUAGAGCAGAUGGAUUUGUUGUACAAAACUAAUGUCAGGUCGGUAUUACAGCUAAUGACAUUGGCUGUGCCACACCUGGUGAAGACUGAAGGCUCAGUCGUCAACGUUUCAAGUGUAAAUGGCAUGCGAGCUUUUCCAAAUCUUCUUGCCUAUAAUGUGAGCAAAGCUGCCGUGGACCAUCUAACACGCUGUGCUGCACUAGAUUUGGCACCCAAGAAGGUCAGGGUUAAUGCUGUGAAUCCUGGUGUGAUUGUCACAGAGUUGCAGCGAAGAGGAGGCCUUGAUGACAUAGCGUAUGCCAAGUUUCUCGAGCGUACGAAGGAGACGCACGCGCUCGGUCGACCGGGAGAACCGAUAGAGGUUGCGCGUGUCAUAGCCUUCCUCGCAUCUAGUGAUUCCUCCUUCAUCACUGGAGCAACUAUAACUGUAGAUGGUGGCCGCCAUGUAAUGUGCCCCCGCUAGAGGUUGUGGAAAGCAACAUUGCUUGUCCAGUGAGUUGGAGAGACUUGGGAAUAAGCCAUAUCGGAAAGUCCCCGCCGCCAUAUUGAGGUCAGAUAAGAGGGGGUAUUCUAGGUUUUUGAUCUAUA
This is a messenger RNA of Priapulus caudatus, 1075 nucleotides long. Its product is annotated as 3-oxoacyl-[acyl-carrier-protein] reductase FabG-like. The transcript has 9 exons. Lineage: Eukaryota; Metazoa; Priapulida; Priapulimorpha; Priapulimorphida; Priapulidae. The coding region runs from base 174 to 950 and encodes 258 amino acids. The record is from RefSeq and is a predicted model, not a curated record. Gene Ontology annotation, molecular function: oxidoreductase activity.